Messenger RNA from Cynoglossus semilaevis (tongue sole), 1450 nucleotides. It is a transcript of the gene ndnl2, whose product is annotated as necdin-like 2. The transcript is spliced from 10 exons. The record is from RefSeq and is a predicted model, not a curated record. The coding region runs from base 297 to 1064 and encodes 255 amino acids. Lineage: Eukaryota; Metazoa; Chordata; Actinopteri; Pleuronectiformes; Cynoglossidae. Gene Ontology annotation, cellular component: nucleus.
CAAGCGACUGUGGCGUAGCAGCAGAAGAGAAAUGGUUCCGGGUUUAGCGGCUCGUGAGUUUAAUGUUAUAUAUUAUUGUUACAUUUAAGCAGAGUCCUUUUGUCGCUUAUGUUUCUGAGCAUUUCUGAGAUAAUUUAAUUACUUUAUGCUCUUAAAGUCACCUGUUUCCACAGCGUUUGGUUAUGAUAGUUUAAAAUGUAUGGCAGUUGGCACGGGUGUGUUUGAAGCUAUAGGAGACGAGAACACACUGUAAAGUACACACCGCCCGGCUCUGUGUAGCAGGCUUUUUGGACGUCAUGACGCAGAGGAAGAGAGCCACACCCUCAUCACAGAGACAACAUGGCGUAUCGGCGCUUCAGGAGGAUGAGGAUGACAUUCCCUUCACACAGCCAAGUACAUCACAGGUGCAAAAGGCACUGGAAAAUGUCACACCUGCACAACUUGACCACAAGGCAUCUGAGGUUGUGCAAUAUUUCCUGGUGAAGCAGCAGAAAAAGAUUCCUGUGAGGAGAGCAGACCUAGUAAAACACGUGGUGAAAGAGUACAGGAACAUUUUCCCCGAGAUCAUGAAAAGUGCAUCAAAGACCUUGGACCAGGUUUUUGGCCUGAAGCUGGUUGAAAUUGACAAUAAAAAUCACCUGUACAUUCUCAUCAGUAAGUUGGAGAACGUGGAUGGACCACACACCAGUGUCUCCAGUCCAAAAGUUGGUCUGUUGUUUGUUAUCCUAAGUGUUAUUUUCAUGAAAGGAGGAGUGGUCAGAGAAAACGUCAUCUGGAACACUCUGAAGAAACUACGUGUUGAUCCCGGAGAGAAACAUGCGGAGUUUGGAGACGUAAAGAGGCUGGUCACAGAUGAGUUUGUUCGUCAGAGGUAUUUGGAAUGUGUUCGUAUUCCUCACACAGAACCGGUUGAACACGAAUUUCACUGGGGUCAAAGAGCUGAGCUGGAAGUGUCCAAAGUCAAACUCCUGGAGUUCUUAGGUCAACUUCAUGAUCAGGAUCCUCAGUUGUGGAGCCAACAGUUCAAAGAAGCUCAUUCUUCUGUGAACCCUCCCAGCAGCUGAACAGCAGAAUCACCCAGAGAGAUGAAGAUGACGUUUUUAUUUUCAGUUAAAACACAGACAGAAUCCCCCCCUAUCUUAUUUUAUUAGGCCAAUUCAACAUUGAAAUAUCAAUCCAUCCAUCCAUCCCUUGUCAUCCACUUAUCCUUUACCCGGUCGUCGGGGCAACAAUCUCCAUGACCUUCACCCAAAUCACACUGCACCGUACCAACCUCCCUGAACCUUCCUGUGGGUGGUGAGUCCAUUCGAAGAUACCAACCACCCUAACCUAGAUUCAAACUUGCCCAGGAGGUGAACCCACACCAAAGACAGAGACAUUGCUUCUGAGCCAAAGUGCCACAACAUUGAAAUAGUUUUGAUAAAAUAAUAAAAUACUGUACACAUUUUUA